AUGCUCUCUGUAACUUGUCAGUGCAGCGGCAGAUUCAAAAACCACAAUAAAAUUCAUGGUCACGAAUGUCAACGAGCAUUUUACGAACAACAGGUGAACGCGCGUUCGAUCACAUUGAAUUUGACUUGGUACUCAGAAUUGAAUCAGGGUGCGGGUCCAACAUUAGCGACAGAAAAGCGUCCUAUUCCACCUGCGGAAGCCACAGCCCAGAAAAUACUGUGUCCUUGUGGACAGAGCUUCAAGAACGAGAAGAAGCUAGGAAAUCAUUUGCGGUAUUCGAAGACUCAUCAGGCAGAAAAAUUGGGAUCUGGGUCAACUCCCAAAAGCACUACGCCGGACUCGGUGCCAUUCACGGUUUCACAUUCACCUUCGACUACGAUUUCUCCAGCUUUAUGGCCAGUAUCAACCACUAUCCUAUCUUCACCUGAAAAAGUCUCUCAGGUACACAAGCGCGACUGUUUAUAUUAUAGGCGUCAAGCCGAUAAGUCUCUUACUCGAAGCCAACAACAAAAUGACUCCUUGGUCUCUUCCUUUGCAUCUCUAAGAUUGGACCCUGUGUUGGCGCAGGCUCAGCCUUUAGUAGCUAGUUUUGCCUGUAUUUGCGGUUCUACAUUUACCGGUCAGAAAGCCCUCGAAAAGCACAAAGUGGAAAAGAGACAGCUUGCAUGGCCGGAAAAAGGCGAGAAGAGAAAAGAUGUAUUUAAGACACCUCGGCCGCAGUAUCAUGAGGAUGAGUACUUACGAGAUAUGUGUGAGGCACUUGCACGGCAGAGUUAUGGUGGAGGAUAG
Bipolaris zeicola 26-R-13 is the source of this 789-nucleotide messenger RNA. RefSeq lists its product as uncharacterized. Lineage: Eukaryota; Fungi; Ascomycota; Dothideomycetes; Pleosporales; Pleosporaceae. Bases 1 to 789 code for a protein of 262 amino acids. The record is from RefSeq and is a predicted model, not a curated record. The transcript has 2 exons.